AUCGUAGCCAUCAGCGCCUCUCCUCGGCCGCGGCCAACGCUGGUCUCUUAGGCCACGGACACGCCGUCUCUUCCCAAAGCAUCGUCCGCCACGAUGAGGCCGUUGUACACGGUGCUCCCGCCGCACACUACGCCGCUCCUGUAGCGCACUACGCCGCCGCCCCUGUCGCCCACUACGCCGCUCCCGUUGCCCACUACGCCGCCCCCGCUGCCCACUACGCUGCCCCUGUCGCCCACUACGACGCUCACCCUAAAUACGACUUCGCCUACUCCGUGGGACCCCACACCGGCGAUCACAAGUCCCAGCACGAGAGCCGCGACGGAGACGCCGUGCACGGCUCCUACUCCCUGGUGCAGCCCGACGGCUCCGUGCGCAAGGUCGACUACUCCGCUGAUGCCCACAACGGUUUCAACGCCGUCGUACACAACUCCGCUCCCGCUGUACACCCCGCCCCCGCUGUGCACGUCGCCCCUGUUGUCCAUGCCGCCCCCGCUGUACACGCUCUCCCUAUCGUGCACGCUGCCCCCGCCCAUGGCUACCAUCAUUACUAAACAACAACUACUGAAUUAUUUAGUUAAUUUAUGUACCACAAAUGUUUGCCUGACUGGUUUAUGUAUGUUUUUGUAAAUAUGUGAGUGUGUCAUACUAUGAAUAAAGAAUUCAAAUGAA
Messenger RNA from Manduca sexta (tobacco hornworm), 669 nucleotides. Its product is annotated as cuticle protein 7-like. Gene Ontology annotation, cellular component: extracellular matrix. Lineage: Eukaryota; Metazoa; Arthropoda; Insecta; Lepidoptera; Sphingidae. The record is from RefSeq and is a predicted model, not a curated record.